This is a messenger RNA of Oryza sativa Japonica Group (Japanese rice), 3476 nucleotides long. RefSeq names its product protein PHYTOCHROME-DEPENDENT LATE-FLOWERING. Gene Ontology annotation, biological process: regulation of transcription by RNA polymerase II. Gene Ontology annotation, cellular component: SAGA complex. NCBI's taxonomy places the organism in Eukaryota, Viridiplantae, Streptophyta, Magnoliopsida, Poales, Poaceae. Gene Ontology annotation, molecular function: transcription coregulator activity. The record is from RefSeq and is a predicted model, not a curated record.
CGCGCCAUCUCUCCUCUUCUCUCUCUCUCUCUAAACCAAAACCCCAACCAAACCCACCCGCAAAACCCUACCUCUCCUCCACGCGGCGGCCGUCGGCGGCGCGGGCGGCGGCGCGAUGGUCGUCUCCUUCAGGGUGUCCCGUCGCGGCCGCCGCUUCUACCCUCCGCCGCCGCCUCCGCCUCCUGCGGCCGCAGCAACCGCCGCCGAUCGCGCGGCAGCGCCACCCGAAGGCUCGCCCCUGCCGCCGCCUCUGCCCUGGGAUCCCGGCGCCGCUGCACGAUCGGAUGUAUAUGAUAGAGACGGAGUUGGUUCUGAUGAUUUAGAUCUUGAGCCGUCUUUUGCACUGAACCUGUUUCCGGAUGGAUACUCAAUUAGUGACCCAGGCAAGGGAAUGCUUCUGUUUCUGAUUGGUGAUGAUCCUCAGAAGAGGCCGUACAGCAAGGCAUCUCGAGCUUUGUUUUCUGAUAUUGAGCAUGGCUGCUUGCCUCAAGUCAUCUUGGGCGACAUGCCUUGCAAAUUUAGAAAUGGAACUAUUGUGUGUGAGGUGCGGGACUACCGGCCCUUUCUGUCUAAUGCUGGCGAUUCUUCAGGAGAUGACUUCCCAAUAGUGAAUAGAGUUUCUCUUAGAUUGGGCACUGAACGUGUUGUGAAAGAUCUAGCUUCUGUUGUUAAUGCUUCAUGGACUUAUCACGAUCAAUUGAUUGCCGAGUCCACCAUCCUCCGUGCCCUGCAACCCAGACUUAAUUUGGACCCUACACCAUGCCUUGAAAGACUUCAGAAUUCUGUUAAGAAGAUUGAUUUAGGUCUAAAUAAAGGGAGGCAGAAAAUUAAAGCUACAUCUAUUGACAAUACUUCUGCCGAUCCUCCUGAAAAUUGCAAACCCAAGGAAUUCAUCACCUGUGAAGGAGCAGUUGUAUGCAUUGAAAAUGAAGCUCCAGAAGGCUUGCCACGUGGAAUAUUGAACGGCUUAUCUAUGGACUGUCCACUCGCUCUCCAAAUUAAGAAGGCCCAAUCAGCUGCAGGAUCUGAUCCUGAUACUGCUAUUCAAUACUCUUCUACCCUUAUGAAUAGCUCUGUCUCGUGUAACAUUAAACAAAGUGCAUCCUGUACUCCUGCUCCUGACCUUUUGCUUCAGAGUAAGCAGGCGCAGAUAGCAAUUUUGCAGGUUGAUCAUGAAAACGAACAACCACAAAAGGAGACAGUUCAACUACAGAACAGAAAGGAGCAUUCAAAUCUUCCACGUGAAAUACAUGACUGCCAAAGCUGCAGGCCUUCAAACAAACAUUCAUUGUUGAGCUCUGAAAGUACCAAAUGCCACUUUCAGAAGUCAAUAAGGUCUUCAAACAACAAAGGGCUUAAUUUGGUAUCUCCAAACCAACGGCCUGUAAAGGUUAAUUUAGAUCAGACAACAGGCAGCAAGGACAUGAGAGUACAGCAACAAAAGUCCUUGUCAGCGUUCACAGCGGACUGUUCACAUCCUUCCUCAGAGACAAAUAAUUCAUGUGUUGAAAAAAUCCCCAAAGAGGUUAAUUAUUCAACAGUAAGGUUAAAAGACAGAAAUCUGCCCUCAACUGUUGGUCCAGACAAUUAUUGUGUAGAAGAGCUCAAAGACAGAACAACGCCCUCUGUAAUCUCAUGCAGUGCAAGUUCCAGAAAGGCUCCCAGUAAACCUCCUAAGGUUGUUACAGAGCCCCAACCUUCUUCAAAGAGGAAGGUCUUAGGAGUUUAUACUUAUUUGUAUCAGGAGAUCGAUUCAAAUGAGAAAAAGCAGAAAAAAGCUGAUACACAGAGCAAUACACCUUGUGAGAAUGUAAGUCCAGGAGAACCAGAUGUUACUGAUGGCAUUAGCAGUGAACUGGGUAUUUCUCCAGAUAUUGAGUCAUGUAUUGGAGACCCUUCAUAUACCAUUGAACCUGAUAUUGAAAAGAUUCUAUCUGAGGUCAUCCUGACUUCAAAGAGGCAUGGACUGAAUGAAAGGGCUGCUAAACUUGAUGGUUCAGAAAGAUCAUGGCCAUUGCCACCAUCCAAAUUCUUUCUGUCUGAGAAUACUGCAGACAUUGCAUAUACCCAGAAUGAAAUCAUGUCAAACUAUCCAACUGGGAGAACUAUGAAUACUCGGAAGAUUAGAAGGCUUAGUUUUCACCCUGUACAGUAUUUAUGUAGAGGUGUUGUUGAUGAAUGCCAUUACACACUUCGUCUCCUUGAAUCCGAAGCACCGGAUGAUCAUCAAGUAGCGGUGGAAACGAUCUAUGGGGAUGAACAUGUAUACAUUUCUACUCUUCCUACUUCUCACCAUGCAAACAAGCUUGUGGAUCAAUUCAUUUUGCUGAUGAGAAGGGAUGGCUACACACUUUGCAAUGAUAUUAGAGAGCAAUACGAAGACGCCCCUCAGCUAGGUUAUCUAACUGGAGGAUAUCCACAAUACCCCAUUGCAAGAACUAUGGUGAUUAAUGGAAGCAACAAUAUAGAUUGCACCUUCCAUAAUGGGCCGCCACAUGUACAUGCAAAUACUCAGCAACAGUGGAUGCAGGCACAACAGUGUCCAACCCUGCCAAGUGUUCAGACAAAUUUCUGGAAUCCAUAUCAUCCAGGCCAGCAGCAUUAUACCGGCGGAAUCCUCAACCAUGGGGGAUUUUAUGCAAAUAGAGCGUUCUCAAUGGAUAUGGACCAGCAUCAACAUGUCCAACAACGUCAAGGAGUUGGAUGGUUCCCAAAUGGAGUGUUCUCAAUGGAUCUAGACCAAUAUCAACCUGUUCGGCAACGUCAAGGAGUAGGACAGUGCUGGCAUUGCAGGCAUGAUAUACCAGGGUUCUUCAGUGAGAGGAGUUAUGCCACCCACGCGAGCACAGGCAGCUACAACCAGUGGCGCCAGAUAUCAACACCUCUGGGUGGCAAGGUGUACCAAUGGGAUCUGCCAGCUUUUGAUAGGCGAGUCUGCGGUUGUCCUCCAGUGAAUUAUGCUGGGAGCAGCACACCAUUGUCGACGCUGCAUCCGGUUGGAAGUCCACCGAUGAGCUCUCAAUCGUUUGGCUCCAAUGAUGGCAGCCUCACAAGCACGCCGGUUCAGCUCCAGGUGCCUCUCGGUUACCAGUGCAUGUCCCAUGGGAUGUGGUGAGGCGUGAAUGAUGGCCUCCUGAUGGUGAUGGGCAGUGUGAUUUGGCGGUGCUCUUCUCAUUCUGGUUACAUACGUAACAACACAGGCAGUACAGCAUAUACAGAUUACAGAUUACAGUAAGUACAUGGCUGGAACAUGACCAAGUUCCUUGUUUUGUUUUAUACUGUAGCUCCUCCUUAAUCGGCUCAAUGUUGUUGUCUUCUGUUAUUGUUUCUGUGCUAGAUGGCAAAUCAUCUGCAUAUAAACUUCAGUUACCUGUAAUCACUUAUAGGAGUACUUAGGAGCGAUAGAAAGGGAAUACUUAGGAGUUCCAUUGGUUCUCUCAAGAAAAGAAAAGAAAUAGAUUUCUUGUUCAUGUCCA